Molecule: messenger RNA, 681 nt
Organism: Rotaria socialis
Lineage: Eukaryota; Metazoa; Rotifera; Eurotatoria; Philodinida; Philodinidae
Source: the annotation of a GenBank genome assembly
AUGGACGGUACGACGUCCGCUGUAAAUUAUCUUUUCUCACCAACGCCUAACGAUUAUUACGAUCAUCAUUCGCUUCAACCUACACAACCAUUAGGCAACUUACAUUACUAUCAAUCAGAUCCUACCGAUUGUUUUUAUGACCAUCAAAAAGCUGACUUUCAGUCUGCACCUGCUUAUGUUUAUCAUCCUACACAACAACCACCUUUUGGAUAUGGCUCAUCUAUAUACGAUAUGCAAUCUUCUCAGCCGUUUGUCCAAGAAUCUAAUAUACUUCUUUUGCAAAAUCAACCCCGAUUACCUCCCGUUUAUGAAUUGCCGCUUUCGUCUCAUAAUCCACAGUCCACAUCUUCGCAAGCAAAAGUUUUUAAAAGAGAAAUUGACGAGACAGCAUCAACAACUGAAAAAAAUCAUGUAUAUGAAUGGAUGAAAGGAGAUCAAAUUCGACGGAAACAUCGACAAGUUUAUACACGUGCCCAGACAUUCGAAUUAGAAAAAGAAUAUCGUUUCAGCCAAUAUCUAACACGUAAGCGACGAUCAGAAAUUGCUGGUGGAAUUCAGCUGACCGAUCGACAAGUUAAAAUUUGGUUUCAAAAUAGAAGAAUGAAAGAGAAAAGAGAAAAUCUCAAAUUUAAUAAUGGAACAUCAUCAAUACCGAAGCAACGUAAUGACUUUAUUUCGUAA